Amblyraja radiata (thorny skate) is the source of this 1703-nucleotide messenger RNA. Its product is annotated as cytokine-inducible SH2-containing protein. The transcript has 3 exons. NCBI's taxonomy places the organism in Eukaryota, Metazoa, Chordata, Chondrichthyes, Rajiformes, Rajidae. The record is from RefSeq and is a predicted model, not a curated record. Gene Ontology annotation, cellular component: phosphatidylinositol 3-kinase complex. The coding region runs from base 576 to 1319 and encodes 247 amino acids. Gene Ontology annotation, biological process: intracellular signal transduction; phosphatidylinositol phosphate biosynthetic process. Gene Ontology annotation, molecular function: 1-phosphatidylinositol-3-kinase regulator activity.
AAGGCAUUUCCGUCGUGGGCUGUGACACAUUCUUGGGCAGAAGCCGGAUCCAGAGAGAGGGGAAGUCGAUGACUGUUAAGCGCCCUUUAUCGCGAAUUACGCGCAUACACACAUACACACUCAACUCAAGGGCAACAGAUGGCCGGUAUAACAGUGCUGCUUGCUGCCCGCAUGUUUCUGUCCGACUGAAUCCAUUGUAUUUCUUCUUCCAAGUUGCAAUUCCAGGAACCCUCCCUUUUCGUUCUUGGAAUCACAUUAGCAAGGGCAUCUAAAACCAGCAGUUACGACCAACGCUGCCGCACUCAACCUGCGCCCUGCAUUUGAACUUGAAACUUGGGAUGUUUACAGCAGACCAGUCUCUCUCUGAAUUCUUCUGAACCAGAGCAGAGAAAAGGGGCCAGGAAACAAACAAGGCGGGCGUGUAAAUAUUACUUAUUUUGUUUAACUGGUGUAAAUAUAUAUACACACACACUUAAACAACAAGAAGUCUUCCUCCUCUCACCUGUUCUGCUCACCUUAACCUCCGCCCUAUUUUGGAAAACGAGCACCAAGGAUUUGCAUCUCUCGAACUUGACAUGUUACUCUGUUUGCAAGGACCUUUGGUGACACAGCAAGGAGCAAGGAACCUCACUCUAUCCCGAUCAAGGUCCGACAUAUUCAUGAUCUUGGAGCAGCCGGAAGUUCAGAUCCCAAGGAGCUUGUCCCUUAUGACGUUCCAGGAGGAGAGCGCUUCCGUCGGUCCGGCGCAAGUGCCUAACGUGGAACCCGUCGCCAAGAGAGACCCAGAAGAUGACAUGCAAUGCCUCACUACCACCCUCCGCCAAUUGGAUUUGUCAGGAUGGUACUGGGGCUCCCUCACCGCUAACGAGGCGAAACAGCAGCUCAACAAGAUGCCGGAAGGAACCUUCCUCAUCCGCGACAGCUCCCACCCCAGCUACCUGUUGACCUUGUCGGUGAAGACCAGCCGCGGCCCCACCAACGUGCGCAUCGAGUACAGCAAUGGAAGGUUCUGCCUGGACUCCUACUUCCUGGCGAAGCCCAGGAUCUUGGCCUUCAGGGAGGUUCUCGGCCUGAUCCAGCAUUACGUCACCUCUUGCGUGGUGGACCGGUACGACAAGCCCGCAAGCACCGCGGCGCUUCCCCCCAAGGACACCGCCAUCCACCUGAAGCUCAUCAAACCCCUGCACCGGAAGGACUCCUUCCCCUCGCUCCAGCACUUAUGCCGAUUGUCCAUCAACAAGGCAACGCACCAAGCGGACAAACUCCCAUUGCCAAAACUCGUCCGGCGGUACUUGGAAGAAUACCCUUUCCUUCUCUGAGCAUCUCCAUAAGGGAAGGGAUGGAGCAACAUUGGUGCUUUUCUAUAUCGAUGGCUGAGACAUGGUCAAUUGAUGGGUGCUUCAAGAACCUUGACAUGGAGUAGAUUAAAUGUUGCUCCUGGGACAGUUGAACAGACUUGUUGCCUCGGUGGACUUGACCUGCAAAUUGGUCCGAUGACUUAAAUGUGUUUAACAAAACAGGUGGAUCCAGAGGGAAUUUAUAAUAAUGCGGAAAAGAACGCGAUCUGCAAAAAACAAUUAAACACAACUCUACAGUCUUUAUAUUAAAAGGAUUGCACAUUGAACAUUUUUAAAGUUUCUGUAUUUUAAAAAAAAAAGACUAAAAGCAAUGCAAUAUUUCAGAAUAAAGUAUUAUUAACUCAC